Stylonychia lemnae is the source of this 1521-nucleotide messenger RNA. Lineage: Eukaryota; Ciliophora; Spirotrichea; Sporadotrichida; Oxytrichidae. The record is from the annotation of a GenBank genome assembly.
AUGAGUGCUUUGUAUUUAGGAACAGGAAAGUUAGAGAAAUAUCUUAUUGAGAAGUUGGAUAACAAGCUUGACACAAACUAAUAGAUAAAGCUAAAUAUCAUAUUAGACUAUAUGAGAGGAACGAGAGUUAACAAUAAAGAUAACCAAAGUUCCAUGUCAUUCCUGAGACCAAUGGUUGAGAAACAUGUAAAUAGAAAUUUGAGGAUAGGAUUUUGGCAUCAUCCAGAUACUGGGUUAUUCUAAGGAAAGCACUCUUAAGGUCCUUUGAGAGAGAUAUUUGGAGUGCAUCACAUCAAAGCUCAUGUCUUUGAUCAUAAUGUCCUAAUCACUGGGGCUAACUUGAGCGAAGAUUAUUUCACUGAUCGGCAAGAUAGAUAUUACAUUAUUGAAAAUUGCGAGCCACUUGCAAAUUAUUUUGAUGACCUAAUCAGCAUUUUGACUGAUUGCUCAUAUAAUCUAAAUGUGGACGGAAUGCUUAAGAUGCUUCCGCAAUAUCCUGAACCUAAUAAACAACCUAAAAAGUUUAAGAAUUAGAUGAGUCACCAUUUGAGAUUCCUGAGGUUUUAACACAGGACCUAAAUAUCAACAUAGGAGGAUCUUAAAAUUGAGGAUUAUUUCUCUGAAGUAAAGCCAUAAAAUAUGAAUGAUGAAGAUGUGCUUCUAAUUGACCAAAAGGGAAUCGGAAAGCCAUUUAAGAAUUAAGAUGAGACUGAAUUUAAAACUGAAAGUCAUUAAAAUAAGAUUAAACAGCACAAUAAUGAUUCAUUAGCUGGCGAGGAGUAGGUACUGAUUGAAAAUAGUUCAUUUUCAGAUGAAUAUAUUCUAGAUAAGAUAGUUUAAAUCAAUAAAAAGCAAGAAUAAGAUCAGGAAGGAUCAGGCCGAGUAUUUAUUUUCCCAACUUUGUAGAUGAAUGUCAUAAAUUAUAAAGAGGAUGAAGAGCUUUUUAUGGAGUUAUUGAAAUUCUACAGUUAAUAAGAAAACAAGUUUGAUAGACUGCAAUUAGCUACAGGCUAUCUUAAUCUUUAAAAAGAAAUAAAGAAUUUGUUAAAUUAGAAUAAGAAUCUUAAAACUGAUUUGCUAACAUCAUCUCCAAGGGCUAACGGAUUUUAUAAAGCAGGAAGAUUCAAGAAAUUUAUACCAGGCAUGUAUAGAGCUAAGGAGCUAUAAAUACUGUAAGAGAACUCAAAAAGCAAAAACAUCAAGAUAUUUGAAUGGGAAAGUGGUGAAUGGACAUAUCAUGCUAAAGGUGCUUGGUUCUAUGAAUAAGAGGAAUCAAAUAAUCCUGUAAUGACUAUCAUUGGCAGUUCAAAUUAUAGCAACAGAUCAAACAGAAGAGACACAGAAUGUUAAUUGUACAUACUAAGUGACUCUGAGGAAUUCAGGCAUAAGCUGAAGAUUGAAAGUGAUCAUCUUUUCUCAAAGAGCAAAGAAGUUUCUAUAGAACAUAUAACCAAAUUUGAUGAAGACCCACUUACUUUCAAAGAAAGAAUACUCGCCAAGAUAAUGAAUAAAUUGCUUUGA